This is a messenger RNA of Conger conger (European conger), 2321 nucleotides long. Its product is annotated as tumor necrosis factor receptor superfamily member 8-like. The coding region runs from base 15 to 1220 and encodes 401 amino acids. Gene Ontology annotation, molecular function: protein binding. NCBI's taxonomy places the organism in Eukaryota, Metazoa, Chordata, Actinopteri, Anguilliformes, Congridae. The transcript has 9 exons. The record is from RefSeq and is a predicted model, not a curated record.
UUCACCUGACAACAAUGGAAUUUUGUCGGCGGAUAUGGUACACGCUCACAGUGCUCUACCUUUUUAAUCUGGUUGAUUUUGUAUGGUCCAGGAGAUGCUCAGACCAGCCAGAAUGCAAGGAAGGCGUCUUUACAGAGCAGUGCCAGUGCGUCCCCUGCUCACCAGACAAAUACAGGACUGUGAGGAGCAAUCAUGCCCGAUGCGAGUUCUGCACACAGGCAUGCGACGCUGAGCGCCACCUGGUGCAGAUACGGGACUGUACCGCCCACAUUAAUCGAGAAUGCCACUGUGACAGGGGCUAUUUCUGCCAGAGCACUGCGCAGUACACCUGCCGAAGGUGUCUUCCUUGCCCGGACGGGACCUUCCUGAGCACCACCUCACGCCGGGAAUCCUGUCACCGGCACACCGACUGUGGACGUCAGGGAAUGGCUUUGAUCUCGACGGGCAACAGCACUCAUGACCACGUUUGCGCCCGUUUGACCACAAACCCCACCCCCAAGGAAACAACCGUCCCACCUUCCACCGUGUCUACGAAGACUACGAAGAUCGCCCAGACUGUUACACACGACCACUCUCUUCUAGGAGAGGAAGACCUCUCCACUGGCCCCAAGGCCUCUCCACUGGGACAGCCUGUAAGCCACAAUUUCCUGACCGGGGCAAUAAUAUUGAUGUUUAUUAUCCUUGUCUUGCUGCUGGGCUUUUUCCAAUGUUACAAAACGUCGGCAUUUCGAAAGAAAUGUCUGCCUGUUGUGAAAAAUGCCAAGCAGGAGCAGUGGGGUCCGUGGAAGGACCCGGCUUCUCUGAAGCACCUUGGGUCUGAAGGGAAUCCUAGUCCGAGUGUCCUCCACCCCCUCAUCAGCAAGAAAGGAGAGGGUCUCGAUGGGCUGAAGACAGGCCCCGGGGGGCUCCAGCAGGUCACCGUCGACCAGUCCCGGGGAAGAGAGAAUGUCAACAACACUGUGGGAUCGAUAUUCAUCUACUCCCCGAGGACAGUGAUCCUGGGAAACGGCGCAUCGGAGCAACAGGGCGAGGCAGGGGAGCAGCCGCCGCCACAGGAGGAGGCCGAAACCCCAGAAGAAGAGGGACCGGCCUUCACCAACGCCCCCCAGCAGGAGUCCCUGGGGGAGAACAGACGCCCCGUCUUCCAGGACCGGGGCCUCCAGGGGUGUGUGCAAGAGGCCGAGAAGCUGCGCUACCCCAUCCCAGCCACCGGGAAAUAGGAGACAAGGUGGGAGGAUACAGGAGAGCGCGGGCGCCAAACAGAGCUAAAAUGGAGAACAGAGGAGAAAUGGGAAGAGGACAGAAAAAAAAAAAAAAAAUUCACUGUGAAGGAGGACCAGUGUAUGCACCCCGUGAGCAGAAAAAUACUGGGAGUACACGGUAAAAUGCCCAGCCUUAAAUCAUUCUCUUAAUGACAUGAGUGAAAUAGGGACCGUAUAUAUUCUGUAGGGGUUGAUUUCACAAUCUUACCGUGCUCGGGAGCGAAGAAUUGGGAAGCUUCGCUGGCGAGAACAAGCUUCAUGGACACAGGGGAGGAAGUUAUCUUUAUAUAGACUGCUGUAGAGCCUGGAGGAUAGAAACUGCUUCACUUCCUCCUGACAAAAUAGUUCACCUCCUUUUCACAACAUUGCUGCACAUUUAACAUUGUGUUUUAGGCAUGUGAUAAUGGUACUGUAUCAAAUGUUUGCACUGUACUGUACUCUUUCACACAGGGCUGCACCCCCUGCAGCAAAGGUUCAGGGUUUAAGAUUAAGUAUCUAAUCCUGCAUUUUGGUUUGCAUGACAUAGCAGAGUUGUAAUGCAAUGUUCUGAAUGAAUUUUCAUACAUAUCGUAUACAUUUCGUACAUAUCAUAGCCAAUUUCAAAAGCAUUUUUUUGUUUGUUUGUUUGUUUGUUUGUUUAAAUGGCAUUUUUUGGUUAAUUGAAUUGCACUAGUCGUAUUCAGGAAUCUAUUUAAUGUGUGACAGACCUGAAAGAGGAAGAAGCCACAAGGUUAUUUUUUAAAGAUAUUAUAGUUGCUAACGUGCGUGAUGGACUGUAUAUACACUGUAUUUUACCUCGUCGUCUGUAAAUAAUAAUGUUAGCCAUACUGUACAUUUUCCACGAAUACAUACAGUAUGGCUGAUUUAAUAAAUGCGGUGGCGGCACGAAUGGUGCAGUGGGUAGGCCUCACAGCAAGGAGGUCCUGGGUUCGAAUCCCCGUCGGCCAGGGCCUCUCUAUGCGGAGUUUGCAUGUUCGUGUGGGUUUCCCCCGGGUACUCAGGUUUCCUCCCACACUCCAAAGACAUGCAGGUUAGGCUGAUUGGAGAGUCUAAAUUGCG